Messenger RNA from Mirounga angustirostris (Northern elephant seal), 1747 nucleotides. It is a transcript of the gene LRRC23, whose product is annotated as leucine rich repeat containing 23. Lineage: Eukaryota; Metazoa; Chordata; Mammalia; Carnivora; Phocidae. Bases 323 to 1351 code for a protein of 342 amino acids. The record is from RefSeq and is a predicted model, not a curated record. The transcript is spliced from 7 exons. Gene Ontology annotation, molecular function: protein binding.
UGGCAGGAAUUGUGUCAUAAAUAUUAACUGCCCUGAGCCUUAAUUUCCUCUUCUUUCAAAUAUCUAUCUCCCCACAGGACUGGUGUGAACAUUAAAUCACUUGUGAAGGCAUCUCACACAGUAUCUGGCACAAACUGUCCGGAAAUACUUGUUGAAUCUUAACUUCUUUUCCAUCUCCUUCUGCAAGUCAGGAGUGCCUGGGUAUGGCUCAAUCAGGUCUUCUUGUCUACAUAACAACGUUGGAUGAGGAGUAUUUUCAGUGGGCACUUGUUGGAUGUUCUCCCUUACUAGCCCCUAAAAGAGCCUUCAGCAGGGAAGAAAGAUGUCAGAUGAAGAGCUGGAAGACUUCGAGCCAGACCAGGAUGAUCUGGAAAAGGAAGAUGAUGAGAAGGAGACAGAGGAGUGGGAGAACUACAGGAAGGAGGGAGAAGAGUACUCAGAGGAAUGGAUGCCCAGCCCCCUCACGGAGGACAUGAUGAAGGAAGGACUUUCUUUGCUCUGUAAGACGGGCAAUGGACUGGCUCACGCUUAUGUCAAGCUGGAGGUUAAAGAGAGGGAUCUGACAGACAUCUACUUGUUGCGGUCCUACAUCCAUCUGCGCUAUGUGGAUGUUUCUGAGAACCACCUGACAGACUUGUCCCCACUCAAUUACCUUACCCACCUGCUCUGGCUCAAGGCUGAUGGCAACAAUCUGCGGAGCGCCCACCUGAAUGAACUGCCCUACCUGCAGAUUGCCAGUUUUGCCUAUAACCAGAUCACUGACACUGAGGGCAUCUCUCACCCUCGUCUGGGCAGCCUGGAUCUCAAAGGGAACCGCAUCCGCAGGGUGACCGGUCUGGACCCCCAAAAGCUGAUCAGCCUGCACACACUGGAGCUUCGGGGGAACCAGCUGGACAGCACCCUGGGAAUCAACCUUCCUAAGCUGAAGAACCUCUUCCUGGCCCAGAACAUGCUGAAGAAGGUGGAGGGCUUGGAGCACCUAAGCAAUCUCACUACCUUGCAUCUUCGAGACAAUCAGAUUGAAACUCUGAGUGGCUUCUCCAAGGAAAUGACAUCGCUGCAGUAUCUCAACCUGAGGGGCAACAUGGUGACCCACCUUGGGGAGCUAGCCAAGCUUCGGGACCUGCCCAAGCUGCGAGCCUUGGUGCUGUUGGACAACCCGUGCACAGAUGAGAAUGACUACCGCCAGGAGGCCCUGGUGCAGAUAGCACACCUCGAGCGCCUGGAUAAAGAUUUCUACGAGGAGGAAGAGCGGGCCGAGGCUGAUGAGAUCCGUCAGAGGUUGAAGGAGACCCAGGAGCAGGAGGCUGAGGCUGAGCACGACUCCGAACUGGAGCUGCCAUCCAUGUAGCUCUUCAAGCCUCUGGGGACAGUAAGGAAGCUGACAGAGAAGCAGGAAGAGGAGGCCAAGGGUCUGUCAGAUGGGGCAAGAGAAUUUGCUCUAGGAGGAGGUGGCUGAGGAAGGGAUACGGCGAGGAGAACCCUUGGAGACACUGGGCUUAGGAGUCAGGGGGUGUCUCAGGGUGAGGAGAAAGGACCAGAAGGGCCUGGGAGGAGCUGAGAAAAGGCUUAGGAGAAUACAUUAGGAGAGGAAAACUAAGGAGGAGAAUUGGGGUGGCAGGCAGAGAUGCUGGCGUAGGGCGAAACGCGGUGAAGAUCAGCUGGAAAGGACAGGUCUGGGGUGUGGUGUGGGAGGUGGGGGUGGAGGGUGGAGGAGGUGGUUGAGGAUGGAAGCAGGGCCUAGAAG